Molecule: messenger RNA, 811 nt
Organism: Malania oleifera
Lineage: Eukaryota; Viridiplantae; Streptophyta; Magnoliopsida; Santalales; Ximeniaceae
Product: pectinesterase inhibitor 28-like
Exons: 1
Coding region: 215-748 (177 amino acids)
Molecular function (GO): enzyme inhibitor activity
Source: RefSeq, a predicted model, not a curated record
CUUAAAAAAAGCAAAUGAUGUGGCAAUUAAAUUUUACAACCUGUUAUUUCUAAUCUUUGCAUCAUCUUAAACAAAAAUAUUUUGUGGUCAAAUAAAGAAGGUUAUUGAAUAGAGAAAUUUUUUAGCAUUUAAAUAAUUAUUGAUCAUUAUUUGGCAUAUAUAUAUAUUGGAGGCUUGUUAGUGUAUGUGAUCUAAUCAAUCACAAGAGGAAAAAAUGGAGUCAAAAUAUUUGAAAUUAGCACUUUUAUUAUUUGUUCUUGCUAUAUCCCAUUUCUUCGUGAUGGCGAGGGCAGAUCUUAUAAAAGAUAGUUGUAAGAAUACUUACAAUUAUACACUCUGCGUAUCAACACUGAGGUCAGAUCCGAGCACUUCCAAUAGCACUAUUAACGUCAAAGGGCUUGCAUAUGUGAUGCUGAAUGUGCUUAAUGCAAACAAUACAAAGAUUCUUGCUGAAGUGAGUCAUCUACUUAAUACAACCAAGGAUCCAUUAGCUAUACAAUGUCUUCACCAAUGCUUCUCAGACUAUAUGGUGAGUAAAGAUUUCAUUGGAAAUGCUCGUAGCUAUCUGGAUACAAAUAAUUAUGGCGAAGCAAAUGGUGAAAUGGCAUUUGCGGCUGAUCAGGCAAUCGAUUGCGAGUCUGCCUUCACUGGACCCCCAAAUGCAAUCAAGUCACCAUUGACCACCGCAAACGAUGUUUUUGAGCAGCUAGCUUAUAUUACUCUUGAUAUUAUAAACAUUUUAGGAUGAUUUUGCUUUCAUCAAACUUUCAACAUUAAAAAUAAAGAAGUACAAUCUCUCUUACUUUUAAAA